This is a messenger RNA of Penaeus chinensis, 690 nucleotides long. RefSeq lists its product as uncharacterized. Bases 164 to 625 code for a protein of 153 amino acids. The transcript has 4 exons. The record is from RefSeq and is a predicted model, not a curated record. NCBI's taxonomy places the organism in Eukaryota, Metazoa, Arthropoda, Malacostraca, Decapoda, Penaeidae.
CGAAUUGAAGCACGUUUCGAAAAGCAUCGCUUUACAGUGCUAUUACUACUGCUUGAGUCGUUAACACGCGUCCAGUCUUGGUGCGAAAAAUUCAGGGUCGACUGACACUGCAGGAGGACCAAAUUGCUUCAGCUCCUAUAUCUGUGAAGAAAUAAUUGACGCCAUGAAACUGAUCCAGUGGGCCUUCCCGGUGUUGCUGUUGGUCCUCCUCGCCGACGCCAUAGACUUCCGGAGGCCGAGGACGAGGACGGGCGAGGGGGAUGGGAUACCGGCUCUCCUGCAGGAAAUGCUCAGCAUCUCUAAUGACUUCCAAGGGUCGUCGAGCAAGGGCCUUCAGUACUACUUGACCAACUACGGUCCCUUGGCGAGAGUGAUAGUCACCGACGUCAUGGACUCGUUCGGCAUCGCUAAGAAUAUGCAGAUGGCAAUUCCGAUCAUCGUGAAGAUGCUGGUCAUUGGCGUGUACGGAGUAAUGCAGUUCGAGCCCAGUCUGUCGAAUUUCCAAAGGACGAUUCAAUCUUCUUACCUUUUUCUCCGCAAUUUCAACACUCCAGAACUGCGUAUGGUGAACGACAUAACAGACCGGGUGUUCGAUGUUAUAGAUGAGUCGGCCUUCUUGAUAUAGCCUGUGUGGUGAGAUGGAGAUGGUGACUGUGCUGAUGAGGAUGUGUAAUAAAGGUGAAUUAUGUA